Aureobasidium vineae is the source of this 405-nucleotide messenger RNA. The record is from the annotation of a GenBank genome assembly. NCBI's taxonomy places the organism in Eukaryota, Fungi, Ascomycota, Dothideomycetes, Dothideales, Saccotheciaceae.
AUGAACAACACCGAGGAGGAGCAACGUGAGAUAACCGAGGCCGCUCUAAUCCUGCUGUCUAUGGCGGACGCUGUAUGGGACUCACCUCAUAUCCACACCUCCGAUGAUGAGGCUCAUACACCCCAGACACUUGUCGACUACGAUAUGACAGAGGCCGCGGAGAGUCUGUUGUUAUUGUCGACUACCGCUCACGUCGCAUGUGCUAAUGAUCAGAUGAGCUCUGGCUUGCUCUCCACCCAGUCUAUAGAAGACGGCGAUAUCCCUGGACAUACUUCGACAUCGCCUGCUUCUGCUGCCCCUGAUAUUGCUCCUGAUGCUUCUGAUACUCCUGAUACGGCUUCCUCUUUCGCUUCUGUCUCGAUUCCUGUCAGCGAUCCCCAGUGGGCUGGACUGACUGCUGACUAG